Molecule: messenger RNA, 630 nt
Organism: Saccostrea cuccullata (small rock oyster)
Lineage: Eukaryota; Metazoa; Mollusca; Bivalvia; Ostreida; Ostreidae
Exons: 3
Coding region: 1-630 (209 amino acids)
Biological process (GO): DNA integration
Molecular function (GO): nucleic acid binding
Source: RefSeq, a predicted model, not a curated record
AUGGCAGAGGAAACGAACCGUAUGCGAAAAGAAACAUAUUGGGAGAACCAAAACCUGGUUGGAUACUUUGAGGUUGAUGAACUGCGCCAAACACUUGCAACCAAUGUCAUGAAGAGAAUGAAGUAUCACUUUGCUCGAUACGGACUACCUGAGAUUGUCGUCUCGGACAACGGUUCCCAAUUCUCAUGUGUCGAGUUUCAGAACUUUGCAGAAAAAUAUGACUUCAGACAUCAGCCCAGUAGUCAUGGAAACUUUCAAGCCAUCGGAAAACCUGAGGCUGCAGUAAAAUCAGCAGACUAUCAUCAAAAAAGCUCUGGCGUCAGGAAGGGAUGUGUAUCUGGCACAGCUUGGUCACAGGAACACACCCACCCAAGGACAGAACACAAGCCCUUAAGAUCCAGCAGCGACAGGAAACACAGAAAAGCUAUUUCGACAGAAAAUCAAAGGCAAGUCCUCAAGCCUCUCGAGGAAGGUGAUGUGGUUCGUCUACAACCAUUCGACAACCGUAAAGCCCCUUGGGCUAAAGGUCAAGUAAUCCGUCGUCUAGAUGACCGCUCUUAUGAAGUCAGUUCUGUAGACCACAAAUACCGGCGCAAUCGAGUGCACCUUGUACCUACCUACGCAUCUUAA